Molecule: messenger RNA, 1753 nt
Organism: Pseudopipra pipra
Lineage: Eukaryota; Metazoa; Chordata; Aves; Passeriformes; Pipridae
Gene: SPI1
Product: Spi-1 proto-oncogene
Exons: 6
Coding region: 305-1213 (302 amino acids)
Biological process (GO): regulation of transcription by RNA polymerase II; cell differentiation
Cellular component (GO): nucleus
Molecular function (GO): DNA-binding transcription factor activity, RNA polymerase II-specific; sequence-specific DNA binding
Source: RefSeq, a predicted model, not a curated record
GACCCAGGGACUAUCUUCCUUCUACAGACAUUUGAUAAAAUCAGGAACUUCACAUACGACUUGGAAAGAAGGUCACCUCAGAACCUAUUAGGGUAAACUAUGAAAACUUGUUAGGGUCCUUCUCCUAUCCUGAGAUCCAGCACUGCAAAGGGACUUUACAGAGUCCGAGGAUCUCAGCGGAUCUCACUUUUUUCUUUUUUUCUUUCUUCUUUCCUUUUUUUUUUUUUAAUGUGAUUUUUUUCAAGUCAGUUAUGCUGGAUGUUUGAAAACUGAAUUAAGAAAAAUACACUCAGAAGUUGGCUGAAUGUUGCAAGCUUGCAAAAUGGAAGGAUUUCCCCUUAUUCCCCCUCCCUCUGAAGAUAUGGUACCCUAUGAGUCAGACCUCUACCGACAGCCCCAUGACUAUUACCAGUAUCUCAACAGCGACGGAGAGAGCCAUGGUGAUCAUUACUGGGAAUACCAUCCACACCACAUGCACAGUGAGUUUGAGACCUUUGGAGACAACCACUUCACAGAACUGCAGAGUGUGCAGCCUCCUCAGCUACAGCAGCUGUACAGGCACAUGGAGAUUGAACAAAUGCAUGUCUUGGAUUCUGCAAUCCCAACCACACACAUCGGACUCAACCAUCAGGCUAUUCCCCUCCUCAUGGGGGAAAUUCAAGACAGAAAGAUGACAGACCUGUGUAACCCCAUCUCCAGAUUUGGAUGCAGUCCUGUAGGGAUUCAGUGCUGUCAGAAGGUGUCCUAUUUGCCCCGGAUGUGCCUACAGUACUCCUCUCCACCUCAGCCCAGUUCUGAUGAGGAGGACAUGGAGAGACAGAGUCCCCCAUUGGAGGUAUCAGAUGGGGAGAAUGAUGGUGUGGACCCUGGGCCCGGAAUUAUGCAUGGAGAAACAGGCAGCAAGAAAAAGAUACGUCUGUAUCAGUUCCUUCUGGACCUCCUUCGCAGUGGGGACAUGAAGGACAGCAUCUGGUGGGUGGACAAGGAAAAAGGUACUUUCCAGUUCUCCUCCAAACACAAAGAAGCAUUGGCACAUCGCUGGGGCAUCCAGAAAGGCAACCGCAAGAAAAUGACCUACCAGAAGAUGGCACGGGCUUUGAGAAACUAUGGCAAGACAGGGGAGGUCAAGAAAGUUAAGAAGAAGUUGACCUACCAGUUUAGUGGAGAGGUGAUGGGAAGGGGGGUCACUGAUAGGAAGCAUUAUCCUCACUGAGGCCAUGGGACCCUAAGCAAGAAAAAUAUUAAGACCUCCUGGCUGGACACCAGCGGAGGAGAUGGACACAUCUUUCUCUUUGCUUCCUGUGCCCCCUUCUCUGCCUUUAAACAGCCUUUACCAUCAGAUGUUUCUGGUACGAAUUCCCUUCUUCAGCAUCUGAGAAUCCUAACCAUGACAGAAUUCUUUGCUUCCGUCCUCCAAGUUGGACAGAGUUGGGAAAUUUAAACAAUGUACAAAUAUAUUAUUGUCAGGAAAGAUUUUUUUUUUUUUUUGAUUGUAUUGUAACUAAAAAAUACAGCCGAUGAAGUUUUGCCUCCAAAGGUGGUGCUGUGUCACCCACAGUGACACCGCGAUAGCUUUCAGCUUUCAAACUAGCAUUAAUACAGGCUCUGCCGCAGCUCUCAAGGCUAGAGAGAAGUUUGCAGAUCUUGGAAUGAUACUCGUUCUUUUAAAUAGUAAUAACAUGUACAUAUUUAAUAAAAUUAGAUAUAAUGAAGUUCUGGUAUUUGCAUAAUAAAUGAUUACUUCACAAACAAA